Ylistrum balloti is the source of this 7749-nucleotide messenger RNA. RefSeq names its product deleted in malignant brain tumors 1 protein-like. The transcript has 45 exons. The record is from RefSeq and is a predicted model, not a curated record. Gene Ontology annotation, cellular component: membrane. Bases 1 to 7749 code for a protein of 2582 amino acids. NCBI's taxonomy places the organism in Eukaryota, Metazoa, Mollusca, Bivalvia, Pectinida, Pectinidae.
AUGGUUUUACGGAAAAGUGCUAGAAACUUUGAUUUAUGUGUGUGUGUAAUCGUAGUAGCAGCAUGUCUUCAAAUAUCAACAGCAAUGACGAUCAGGUUGCAAGCAGGGAGACGGUCGUCCCAGGGACGUGUAGAGGUAUUCCAUAACAACACGUGGGGUACAGUAUGUGACGAUCAUUUCGACAAUAAUGCUGCAAAAGUGGUGUGUCGGAUGCUUGGUCUAUAUAAUAGUCGUAACUACAUCCUUGCUCGGACAAAUGCCUUUUUUGGAGCAGGGGAUAGAUCGAUGCCAAUCUGGUUAGACGAUGUCACGUGCGCAGGAUCAGAAUCAACCCUAGAUAACUGUCGCCUAAAGCCAUGGGGACAACAGAACUGUCGCCAUGGAGAAGACGUGGGUGUGGAUUGUAACGCGGCCCUUGAUGCAAACGUACUAUUGCGAUUACGAGACGGGACUAACUCCAGAGAGGGUCGUCUAGAGGUCUUUUAUAACAACACAUGGGGUACUGUAUGUGACGACGAGUUCGACGAUCAUGCUGCUUCGGUUGUGUGUACGGCACUUGGCUUAUCCACUUCGAAUGCCAUACCUAUCAGCAACGGUUACUUUGGUAACGGAACGCUGCCUAUCUUGCUUGAUGACUUGAAGUGUACUGGGACGGAACCGGGCUUGGGUGCAUGUGACCACAAACCCUGGGGACAGAGCAACUGCGGCCACAACGAAGAUGUAGGAGUGAUAUGUUACCAGGGACCACAGCCAUCAGUAGCCAAUGUUAACGUGCGUCUGCGUGGAGGUACAAGUCAGUACCGAGGACGUGUGGAAGUACAGGUGUUCAACCGCUGGGGUUCUGUUUGUGAUGACUCCUUUGAUGGCAGAGAGGCCAAUGUGACCUGUCGUAUGCUUGGCUUCAUGAAUGGCGGAGCGGUGUUGAGAAGCAGGACGUUUGGAGGAGGACGUGGACCAAUCUGGUUAGAUGAUAUGGAGUGUCGAGGGACUGAGCCUAACCUAGUCAGCUGUACACAUAAGCCGUGGGGGGUCAACAACUGUGACCACAGCGAGGACGUGGCCAUCGCUUGUACACCAAACAAUGUGCCACCUAUCCGGGGGCGUUUAGCUGGAGGACAAAACAGUAAUAGUGGGCGUUUGGAGAUUAACUACAAUGGUGUGUGGGGUACUGUUUGUGAUGACUCUUGGAACAAUGCUGACGCAGCUGUAGCCUGCAGAAUGUUAAAUCUCCCAUUCUCCGGAGCUGUUGCCAUUUCUAAAGGUGGAUUCGGCCCCGGUACAGGCCAGAUUAUCCUAGAUGACGUAAACUGUGUUGGAACGGAGAGUUCCCUGUCUACAUGUCAGCAUUCUCCUUGGAGCCAAAACAAUUGCGACCAUUCUGAGGACGCUGGCGUCAUUUGUCAAGCAGGUAAUGCCAAUACGGCUAUUCGAUUAUCUGGAGGAAGCGGGCCCUUUGAAGGUCGUCUGGAAGUCUUUUACAAUAAUACAUGGGGUACCGUGUGUGAUGAUUCCUUUGGCAAUCAAGAGGCACAAGUGAUCUGUAAACAACUUCACUUCCAAGGAACUGGAGCUCGAGCUAAGGGCAAUGCCUUCUUUGGGCAGGGUACAGGGCCAAUUUUGUUGGAUGAUCUCGAUUGUACUGGCAGGGAAAGAAACCUUGCACUCUGUGGACACAGGGGAUGGGGUAAAAACAACUGCGAUCACACCGAGGAUGUGUCUGUCAUCUGUGCAUCUGGAAACCCUACCCCUAACACCACACUUCGCCUGGUUGGUGGGACGAGUAACCUAGAGGGGAGACUGGAAGUACUUCACUCAGGCACCUGGGGAACAGUCUGUGACGAUUACUUUGACAAUGUAGCUGCCGGUGUUGUUUGUAAAAUGUUACAUUUACCAUGGCGUGGUGCACAGGCCCGUGCAAAUGGAUUCUAUGGAAGUGGUACGGGCAGGAUUUGGCUAGAUGAUGUCGUAUGUCAUGGCAACGAAACCAACUUGGCCUACUGUCGUCAUCGCCUAUGGGGCACCACCAACUGUGAUCAUACAGAAGAUGUAGGAGUGGUGUGUGGCCAGUUACAACGCCCACGGAUAAGGCUAACUAACGGCUCCUCAACAUCCCAGGGACGACUUGAGAUUUUUUACAACAAUACAUGGGGAACAGUCUGUGACGAUAGCUUCGACAAUGACGCCGCUGGUGUAGUCUGUCACAUGCUUGGCUUCAGACGGGAUAAAGCGUUAGCCCUCUCUAAUGCUCACUUUGGACAAGGAACGGGACCGAUAUUGCUCGAUGAUGUUGGCUGCACGGGCACUGAGAACAAUAUUCUUCAGUGUCGCAACAAAGGCUGGUAUCAGAACAAUUGCGGUCACAAUGAGGAUGUAGGAGUCAUUUGCAACUCAGGCCGAGCCCACUUACGUUUGGCUGAUGGCAGGACUAGUAAUCAGGGUCGAGUAGAAAUCCAGAUAGGCGGAACCUGGGGAACGGUAUGUGAUGACAGCUUUGAUGAAAAUGCUGCUAAGGUCGUCUGUAGAAUGUUGCAUAAGCCAUCACGUAACGCAGUACCAGUGACCGCAGCAGGGUUUGGACUGGGACAAGGUCCUAUCUUUCUGGACGAAGUGCGCUGUUACGGCAAUGAAACAGACAUCCUUACCUGCAACACCAAUCCAAUAGGAACCAACGACUGUGACCACUCCGAGGACGUAGGGGUUAUCUGUACUAACAAUCAGCAGACCAAUGUACAAGUACGACUGACAGGAGGGCCAAAUGGAAACGAAGGACGACUCCAGGUCAACUACAAUCACCAGUGGGGAUCUGUGUGUGACGACAGUUUUAACGAUUCUGCUGCUGCUGUUGUCUGUACCAUGCUGCGAAUCAAUUUCGUUCAUGCGAGAGCAGUACCUGGUAUUCGAUACAACGUGUCUAAUCCAGGACCCAUUUGGAUGGACGAUGUCAAAUGUUCCGGAAGAGAAGCAUCCAUUACCGGCUGUCAGCGAAGUCCCUUUGGUACCAAUGAUUGUGACCACACAGAAGAUGUUGGCGUCAUCUGCGAAACAGCCCAGUCCCUUCAGGUAUCGGUGCGUCUGGUAAACGGAACAAACGGUAACAACGGCCGAGUAGAGGUACUACACAACAAUGUAUGGGGAACUAUCUGUGAUGAUGGUUGGGGUGUCGCCGAAGCAACCGUCAUUUGCCAACAAUUGGGAAAGCCAACGUCGGUGGUGGUUCCUGUGUCCAAUGCAUUUUAUGGGGCAGGAAGUGGGCCAAUCUUGGUCGACGACAUUGACUGCGUGGGUAACGAGACAAGUAUUGCUUUGUGUCAGAGGAAACCCUGGGGUAUCAGUGAUUGUUCACAUCAGGAAGAUGCCGGAGUCAUGUGUUACGCGAGAAAUCCAAGCACGACGGUAUCAGUACGUCUGGUUGGGGGUCUGUCCCAUAGCCAAGGACGUGUCCAGGUUAGGUACAAUGGCGUAUGGGGAUCUGUAUGUGACGAUUCAUGGGAUAACAGAGAUGCCAUGGUCAUUUGUCGUAUGCUUGGAUUUAGCACCACUGGUGCGAGGGCGCUCCAAAAUAUAGGGACAGGGCGGGGCCCUAUAUGGAUGGACGAUGUAGAAUGCUCUGGUGCUGAAAGGAACAUCCAGAACUGUACGUUCAAAGGUUGGGCCGAGAACAACUGUGACCACUCAGAGGAUGCUGGUGUCUAUUGUAAUGAUGGUCGAACUGUCAACGUACCUAUAAGAUUAGUCAACGGUCCAUCAGCCAUGGAAGGACGAGUAGAGGUUCAAUACAACAGAAUUUGGGGAACAGUAUGUGAUGACUACUGGUCAAAUGCCGACGCGCAGGUUGUAUGUAGGAUGUUAGGAUACUCCACAGAUGGCGCUCAGGCCUUCAAUCAGUCCAGAUAUGGUCAAGGGAAUGGACAUAUCCUGAUGGAUGACGUCAGAUGUGUAGGUACAGAGAGAAACAUAGGACAAUGCCAGUUCCAGGGAUGGUCUAUCAACAACUGUGAUCAUUCUGAAGAUGCAGGUGUUCGUUGUAACCCAGCUGGAACCGUAACGACCAACGUGCAAGUAAGGCUGGUGAAUGGAUCCAACAGCAAUGAGGGUCGAGUGGAAGUCUUCUACAACAACACUUGGGGCACAAUUUGUGACGACUACUGGGGAGCAGUGGACGCAAAAGUGAUUUGUCGCAUGCUUGGCAAACCUACUAUUGGAGCUGUUGCCAAAACGAACGCAUUCUACGGACCCGGAGCUGGACCUAUACUGUUGGACAAUGUUAACUGUUUGGGAAACGAGACAAGUAUUUCUCAGUGUGGAAAUCGUGGAUGGGGUAUAAACAAUUGUGGUCACAGAGAGGAUGCUGGCGUCAUAUGUGCUGGCCGUACCCAAGUGACUCCUGUGCGUCUUGUCGGUGGAGUUAGCCGUUACGAAGGUCGUUUGGAGGUGUACCAUGCAGGAGUGUGGGGUACCGUAUGUGAUGAUAUGGCCAGUUUCCACACUGCUACAGUUGUUUGUAACCAGCUUGGGUACUCAGGCGGCAUUCCAUCUUUUCGAGGCAAUGCAUUCUAUGGAGCAGGAACAGGCAGGAUAUGGAUGGAUGACUUGCGAUGUUCUGGUACAGAGAUAUCGCUCGAUGGUUGUGACUUUAACCAGCCGUGGGGCACUAAUGAUUGCGAUCACAGUGAGGACCUUGGAAUUGUUUGUAGGACUCCAACUGUACCCCUAAGACUGGUGGAUGCAAGUGGGAAUCCCAAUCAGGGCCGCGUUGAGAUUCGAGUCAACAAUACGUGGGGAACCGUGUGCGAUGAUAUGUUCAACUCGGUCUCGGCUGGCGUCGUGUGUGCCAUGCAAGGAUACAGCAGGACGGGAGCUAUAGCAAAAGGUUCGGCCUACUUUGGUUCCGGAAGUGGGCCUAUUCUCCUGGACGAUGUACACUGUGUAGGAGGCGAGGCCAACAUACUUCAAUGUGCUUCUAAAUCAUUUGGAAUCAACGACUGUUCUCACGGGGAGGAUGUUGGGGUCAUAUGUCGAGUUGAAUCGAUUCCGAUGCGCCUAGUAGGUGGACCAAACCGUAUGAGUGGACGACUGGAAAUAUUACACAACGGCACUUGGGGAACGGUUUGUGACGAUUAUUGGACCUCCUCACAAAAUGCCAAGGUUGUCUGUCGCAUGCUGGGUUAUCCAACUGUUGGAGCAUACUCACGCUCGAGAGCCUUCUUUGGACAAGGAACUGGACAAAUAUGGCUGGAUGAUCUCCGGUGUAGUGGUAAUGAAAGCUCAAUUUCGAUGUGUUCCCAUCGUCCUUGGGGCUUAAAUAACUGUCACCAUACAGAAGAUAUUGGUGUUGUAUGUUCAGCAACAACAACUCCUGCGAUAACCACGCAACAUGUGACACGACCUCCUCCGUCGACACCGAACCCCAGUCAGGUGUUCGUGCGUCUCGUCAAUGGUAACUCUGCCAACGUAGGGCGUGUGGAAGUGUUUGCUAGCAACAAGUGGGGUACUGUGUGCGAUGACCUCUGGAGUAGUAACGACGCGGGAGUCAUAUGUCGGAUGCUUGGCUACAGCAGUACUGGAGCUAUACCAAAGGCGCGGGCACAGUUUGGACAGGGAUCAGGACAGAUAUGGCUGGACAACGUCAACUGUUCUGGUGCUGAAUCGUCCAUCACGGCAUGCCACUCAAAUGGCUGGGGUGCUCAUAACUGUGGUCACCAAGAAGAUGCCGGAGUAGUCUGUUCCACCGGCCAAAUUCCAAAUAACUUCCUACUUGUGACGGAUACCACAGAUAGACAGGUAUACCGUAUGGACAUAAACACUCAGAGCUACGUCACUAUUCCACUAAGUAACCAUGACAACCCAAUUGCAAUCGAUUACAAUCCUACCACAUACCGGAUCCUCUGGACUGACGUCGGAUCGAAGCAGAUUCGUAGGGCGUCACUCAACGGCUUUUCAGAGCAGACCAUUCGUCAACUUUCUCGAAAGGCAGUAAUGGACGGCAUUGCAGUGGAUGUCGUGUCUGGAUUGGUAUUUUACACCGACACCGGAAAUGAUGUAAUUAUUGUCAUGACUAUCGCCGGAACCGUACAGAAAACCAUCAUCAACCAGAAUCUGGACCAACCGAGGGCUAUAGUCACAGAUCCACAAAAUGGAGUGAUAUACUGGACAGAUUGGGGAGCCAGACCUAGAAUAGAGCGGGCUAACUACGAUGGCACGGGGAGAACUGCAAUCAUAAACUCAGGGCUUAAAUGGCCGAAUGCAUUAGCAGUAGACGUUCAGGGCAACAAAUUAUAUUGGGCUGACGGUGGUCUUAAUAAGAUAGAAUCGGCUAACCUUGACGGGAGUCAGCGAACUCUCCUCCUUGAUGAGAGCACCAGUCGUCCUAUAGCUCAUUACUUUGGCUUGGCCUUGCUCAGUGGUCAAUUGUACUUUACAGAUUGGUCUCGCACUUCAAUUAUGACUAUGGGCAUUGACGGAUCCAAUCCAAGACCAUUUGGACCUGCAGCCUUUGGAAGACUCAACGAUAUUCAUGCGCAUAAUAACGGGAUGGGAUUCACUGGUCAAAACGGAUGUUCCACAGGGAAGGGUGGAUGCAGCCAUUUAUGUUUACCUAAGGGAGCUAAUAACCAUAUAUGUGCCUGUCCAGACGGUCUUACACUGCAGCCAAAUGGACUCAGUUGUGGUCAAGCUGUUCCGUGUUCAAGCUUACAGGCUCCACAGAAUGGCCAAAUCACUCCGGCCAAUUGUACCAGUGGUCAAUCAGGUGGAGGAGCUGUUUGUCAAGUGUCAUGUAACGCUGGGUACUUCUUGUAUGGUCAAUCAAAUGUAACCUGCUUAUCCAAUGGACAGUGGAGUAAUUAUGGACAAAACUUUAUAUGCCGAGACAACCAGCCACCGGUAGUUACAUGCCCAGCAAACAUGCAAGUCAGCGCCAACAAGGGAGCACAGACAGCAACCGUUACAUGGCAAAAACCCACGGCCACUGACAAUUCCGGUUCCAACGUGGUCGUGUUCCAGAACAUGCAAUCUCCAACCACUCUUGGCGCAGGAACCUACACAGUCAAUGCGAUGGCUUAUGACCCAUCUGGGCAAUCCGCAUCCUGUAGCUUUACUAUCAAGGUCACAGUGUUGACUUGUCCACCAUUAAACCCUCCUACCAAUGCGGUCAUUGCCUCACCAACUUGCGGGUCUUACUACGGGGCAUCCUGUCAGAUCAGUUGUCAAUCGGGGUACCAGUUAAAGGGCAACUCGUACGUUUCAUGUGAUAAGAGCGGAACAGGAAGCCCAGCGUGGACACUCGCAGGAAGGUCAUGCGUGCUGUUGACAUGUCCUAAGCCACUGUUGCCCGGAAAUGGUAAGAUCACAUCCUGUACGUCUCCGUAUACAGUAGGAACCUUGUGUGUCCAGUCCUGUAAUAAAGGAUUCUCAGCCAUCGGUGGAACAACCAACCUCCAAUGUCAGUCAAACGGCGUUUGGGCUGGCCAAACCCUUACGUGCUCCUACGGUGCGACUGGUUCAGGUUCCGCGGCAGCACUCCGCUCUGGGUCCUCUUCCUCUUCCUCCUCGUCAUCUCUUUCGGAAAGCAGUAUAUCAGGGAUCAUAGCGGGUUCUGUCAUAGGUGUCCUUCUCGUUGUCUUAGUAAUUGCGGCUGUAUUCCUUUACAACAAAAGAAUGCAACAUAAUUUGAUAGCCGGUACAGGUGGAGCACGGAGUUAUGAGAUGGGAGGAAUGAGCAACCCUAACUACAGCAGCACUUCCAACUGA